AUGUCUACAAAAGUGAAAGAUUUAGCGGACAAAGUUCGUGGAUGGAAACUUGUCCAAAAAACUCUUCCACGAAUCAUCGAAUAUGGAAGAAGCGAAGGGAUUCUGCAAGUGUCGGCGCCAAGCAAUGCAUUCAACAUCACCGGCAUAGUUUUAGCCGCUCAGGAAGAAGCGCACACACAAAAAGAGACGAAGACCGGCGAUAAGGUGAAUCUUCCAACGAAUGAUUUGACGAUGAUGCAUGAGGCAAUUCCUUUCCUACCAGUUCCAGUCGCUCUACUUUGUUUAUUUUUAAAUGUUGUUAUCCCGGGAACAGGUACGAUACUUUCUGGAAUAUCGGCUCUAUGCAUGGGUCAACCGCGUGUAAAUCUGAAAGAAGGACGUAAGCUAGUCACUCUGGUAGUGAAUCUGCUUGUUGGUGUGAGCCAAUUCUUUACAAUAACGUUCCUCUUCGUUGGAUGGUUCUGGAGCAUCGCAUGGGGCGGGCUUUUGAUAAUUCAUUCAAUGCAAUAUCGUGAAGCGCUUCAACAACGUCGACAGGAAGCCGUAGCAACGGCUGCGAUUGAAGCGCUCACUAAGGAUUCGAUCCUUCAUCGAAGAGAUGUGAAAACACUUGUGAAAACGCAUAAACAACAAGCAAAGGACAAGAAAACCACUUCGUAG
This is a messenger RNA of Necator americanus (New World hookworm), 660 nucleotides long. RefSeq lists its product as uncharacterized. Gene Ontology annotation, cellular component: sensory dendrite. NCBI's taxonomy places the organism in Eukaryota, Metazoa, Nematoda, Chromadorea, Rhabditida, Ancylostomatidae. The transcript is spliced from 6 exons. The record is from RefSeq and is a predicted model, not a curated record. The coding region runs from base 1 to 660 and encodes 219 amino acids. Gene Ontology annotation, biological process: proprioception; taxis; sensory perception of mechanical stimulus.